Molecule: messenger RNA, 681 nt
Organism: Clonostachys solani
Lineage: Eukaryota; Fungi; Ascomycota; Sordariomycetes; Hypocreales; Bionectriaceae
Source: the annotation of a GenBank genome assembly
AUGCACGUCUCCUUCCUCCCCCUCCUCCUCCUCCCCCUCGCACUCGCGGCCGUCAACGAGCCCUGCUACGGCCCCUCCGGCCUCGCAGGCGUCUGCAUCGCCAAGUCGGACUGCACAGCGUCCGGCGGCACGAGCACCACGGGCGCCUGCCCGGCCGACGCGAGCGACAUCCUCUGCUGCACCAAGACCAAGUGCAAGGGCGACGCCUCGGCGUGCAACUGGACCUCGGACUGCGGCGGCACCUCGGCGGCCAACCUGUGCCCCGGGCCGGGCCAGAUGAAGUGCUGCAGCAAGGCCGGGAGCGUCUUCGGCGGGUACACGGACGCCUCGAUCCCGCCCGUCGGGGCGUGCCAGAAGGUGGCCGUGGACGGGGCCAGGACCGUCGUGGGCCAAUUCCCCGGGCGGGUGAGGGAGAUUGGGUGCAAGAGGGACUGCGCGUGCCCCGGGGACUCGGAGCACUGCUGCGGCAAGGCGAUUGACUUUAUGAUCUCGGACGGUGGCGGUGCGACUCUUUCUGGAGAUGACAUCGCCGAAUGGGUCAUGAACCACGCCUCUGCCAACGAUGUCAAGUAUGUCAUCUGGGGCCAGAAGAUCUGGAACCCGUCGCGGGACAAGGUGACCGCCUGGAAGAACUGGCGCACCAUGGAGGACCGUAACAGUAUCACCCAGAACCACUGGUAG